This is a messenger RNA of Protopolystoma xenopodis, 330 nucleotides long. The record is from the annotation of a GenBank genome assembly. Lineage: Eukaryota; Metazoa; Platyhelminthes; Monogenea; Polystomatidea; Polystomatidae.
AUGGAAACCGACCAAUGUCAGCUCAAGUUGCGGCGACCUGUUCUGGCUGUACAUUUGUCUCAGCUUAUCACAUUGGUCACCUGGUUGACGGCCUAUCCAGGUCAGUCAGCUUGUACCAUGCACCAGCAGUGUUGGUGGCACCAUGUACGCACUUCAUUCUCAUCAUCAUCUUCAUUUUCUUCAUACUCUUCUUCUUCUUUCUGCAUGAUGAAUUUCAUUUGCCCAGACUUGUACACCUUGCCCCCCCUCCCCCAACUGACCGCUAGACCACUGGCUGUCUUCCGGAAACUAUAUAAUCCCAGCGCCACCGACCCGAGAGCCAGUCCUUAA